Molecule: messenger RNA, 2641 nt
Organism: Lucilia cuprina (Australian sheep blowfly)
Lineage: Eukaryota; Metazoa; Arthropoda; Insecta; Diptera; Calliphoridae
Product: zinc finger FYVE domain-containing protein 1-like
Exons: 7
Coding region: 340-2610 (756 amino acids)
Molecular function (GO): metal ion binding
Source: RefSeq, a predicted model, not a curated record
UUCUAAAAAUAAUUGAAAAUUAUCACAUCUAUAAAGAAUAUAAUAUAAAAAAUUGUAAUUACAAUAACUUUUUGAUAUAUUAAAAGAAUAAACAAUAAAAACCAUGCUUGUAUAGCAAUAAAUUUCUGAGAAAUUAAAAACAGUUGUGUAAAAUAGUGCAAAAACAAAAGAAAAAUCAUUGUUUUUAAACGAAAUGUAUUGAACAAAAACAAAAAGACCCCUGCCAAGAAACUCCCCUUAAAAAAAAGUGAGCUGCCAAAACCCAUAAAAACAUUAACUAUUGUAUUAGUAAUAAUAUUUACUAAAGUAUAGAAAUAUUUUGUUUUUUUUGGGGGGAAAAUGUUUAAAAUCGAUAACAAACAGGAGGGUACACCAGCCAUUAUGGAGCCUUACGAUUCUUUGACCUUCUACAAGGAAGAAGCUUUAAAACCUGAUGUUGUCAGUGAUGCUGAUUUUAAAUCAAUUACAAUUACUUCUACCGACUAUGAUGUUACGGACAAUUCAACAGAACGUUCAUUUCUACUUAUGGAUGGCAAUGAAAAGUUACACAUUUCAUCACCAGAAUUAUUUUGUAAACAAUUGAAAUGUUCCAAUACGGCCAAAAUUAAAGUGGUUACGAUAUUUGGCAAUACCGGUGAUGGUAAAUCACAUACCAUGAAUCAUGCCUUCUUCAAGGGAGAGGAAGUGUUUAAGACAUCACCCGAACAGAAUUCCUGUACACUAGGUGUGUAUGCGGCAAUGCAGCCAGAAUUGGGUGUAUUAUGUUUAGACACAGAGGGUUUACUCUCUACAUCAUCGCAAAGCAAUAGACGCAUGCGUAUGUUACUUAAGGUUUUAGCCAUAUCAGAUAUAGUUAUAUAUCGCACUAGAUCGGAGCGUUUGCACAGUGAUAUGUAUGAGUUUUUGGGCACCGCUUCUAAAGCAUUUUGUUUGCAUUUCUCUCAAGCCUUGCAAUCGUUGUCUAUGCAGGGCUCCGCUAACUUAGGGCCAGCGGUAAUAGUUUUUCAUGAAACUAGACACACUAAACCUUUGCAAAAUUCCGUCGAAGAAAGUGCUGAGGAAAAAAUGCGUGAAAGUUUUGCCCGUUUAAAUUAUGACAUUAAAGCAUUUAGUUCUUUACGUUAUGUGGGCAUACAAACCUCUUCAAGCGGCUCUACUGAUUACAGCAAAUUGAUAUUUGCUUUACGUUGUGAUUUAGAAAAUACCACUGUACGUUCACCCCGACCGCCCAAUGUUAUAUUCAAGGCUAUGCAUGCUUUGAAUAAGAAAUUUUCGGGUGAAAUUUCGGAAAAAUCUAUAAAUCCCUUUCCCGAACAGUAUUUCACUUGUCCCAUCUUGUGUGCCUCUUGCAAUCGUCGCUGCCAACGUUCCAUGGGUCAUGAUGGUGAAUCACAUCUUAAUUCCCAACCCUGCCAACAUCAGCAUCAAUUCGAAAACAAAGUAGAACUUUGUAAAUCUUGUUAUAAUAAUGGUCGUGAGGUUAUUGUUACACGCCUUGAUGGCUGGACUCACUGUUCGAUAAAUUGUCCACAUUGUGGUGAGAUAGCGCGUACAUUUAAAUAUUGGAAUGGUACACAAGAUUGUGAAGCUAUACGUACACAAACGGUACAUGUUUGGAAGGAUAGUAAUCUGUUGGCCAAAGGUCCUACGCAUUCGGGACAAAUGGUUUUAGAUAAGGUUUCGUAUGUGUGUGAAGCUUUUACAAAUUUUUCGUCACAACCUACGGGAGCCUUAAAGGAAUGGUGUGCCGACAAGGUGGCACCCAAAUACUGGAAGCCCAACAAUGAAAUAAUAUAUUGCUUUUCUUGUAAGAAAAACUUUGAAAAAACCGGUUUGCGUAAACAUCAUUGUCGUGGCUGUGGUGAGGGUUUCUGUGAUGCCUGCAGUCAAUAUCGUAUGCCAGUACCUGCCCGUAAAUGGUUCGAUUAUGUAAGAGUUUGCAGUGAUUGUCGCCAGCAAUUAUUGCAGCAACCAGAUUGCAUGCCAGCAUGUGAUCAACAAACUAUUGAUAAUGAUAAUAACUCUCCAAAUCAUUCGGCAGGAAUAAUGACAGCUAAUGCUACUACAUCAUCAGCGGGCAUUAUAGCAGAAGAAGAUGUAACGGUACGAAAAUGUGGUGAAACAUUAUAUAAUACGGUUAGUAAAGUGGCUUCAGCUGCCAUAGAAUGUACCAAAGAAAUUAUUAAAGAUACUGCACGACCCGAUUACUGGGUACCAGAUGCUGAAGCUGUACGCUGUCACAUUUGUAAAAUGCAAUUUGGCACUGCCGAGGAAUUGGCAUUGGCUCAUGUCUCUCUCGAUACGCCACAAAGUCCUCAGAAAGCAUUUAAAGGUGGUGAUUGUAAACGUCAUCAUUGUCGCAAAUGUGGUCAGGGUGUAUGUGCUGAUUGCUCGAAAACCCGUCGACCAGUACCUGAUCGUGGUUGGUUAGAUGAUGUACGUGUCUGUGAUGAAUGUGUUAAUGAUAUAUCAACUAAUGUAUCCCCAUCAAACGCUGCCGCCGCCGCCGCCAACACUAUCCUCUCCUCUUCAUCUAACAUUAAUCAGUCUCAUCAACAGCAAACGACGAAAUCCACUUUAGAUGAUCCAUUAAAAACCAAAGUUGAAUAAAAUCAUAUUCAUCAUCAUAUUUUAUAUGUUA